CUGGAAACGCGUUCAAAAUAAGGAAGCCGACGUAAGGGUCCAGGGUGCUCUUUUUCUUUCCCUUCUCUCAGCCACAUCUCUCUCAUCCAAUCUCAGUGAAGAAGAGUCUUACUUGGUUAAUCAAGAAAGAGGGCAGGGACUAGAAGAUAGUAACAAGAAAGUUCCAGGCGACUCUUAGAAGUCACCGCCUCCAUAUCAAACCUGAAUAACCAGGAGAGAUGUAACCUCUGCAUACUUUCGGUCGUGUUGGUCCUGCCUAUGCUGCAGGUUUUUCAGGUCCUUGCUUGAGCGUGCACUCCAGAACGUAAAUAACCACGCUAUCAACAGCCUGCGUCAGCCAACCCAGCUAUUUAAACAGGCUGGCAUCAGCGGGCGAGGCUUCCAAACCCAGGCUUGCCUUUGACACUUCUAGCCGCGCCGGGACCAUGUCGGCGGAGACCGCGAACGGCCCCACCGAGGACCAGGUGGAGAUCCUGGAGUACAACUUUAACAAGGUCAACAAGCACCCGGACCCCACCACGCUGUGCCUCAUCGCGGCCGAGGCCGGCCUUUCGGAGGAGGAGACCCUGAAAUGGUUCAAGCAACGCCUGGCCCAGUGGCGGCAAUCAGAAGGCCUGCCCUCAGAGUGCAGAUCCGUUACGGACUAAUCUAGACAGUGGGCAUCGGCAGCUUCCCUCCAUGAAGACCAUCUGCUGUUUCUCUCCUCUGCUCAACCAAACUGUUUUGGUUUUUCAGUGUAGUGUUGUGUGUUCCAUUGUUAACUGCCCUGCUAUUUGACACAAUGUUGUAUUUUUUAAUGUACAUAAAUAGAAAAGAAAAUAAAGUUGGGAAGUGAACAUUACAACUUCUGUGUAAAGCAAUGGCUGGGACAGUGGUGUGGUUUGCAGUUUCCUUAGAGUCAGGAUGACAGAUGGUGUGAAAACCAUUUAAGUUUGCUUUUGACCGUCACCUCCCAGUAGGAUUUUACUAUCCAAUCCACUUCAAGCAAGCAAGACCUCUGUUGAAAAGACGACAGGACUGAGAGGGGGAAACAUUUUCUUCUGAAUCCACUUCCCUAAGUUGUUUUCCUUAUGUUUCAUUUAGAUGCAUUAAUGAGUGGGUGAGAAUACAGAGGAGUAUUUGAAUCAUUCAAAUUUCAUAGAGCGCUGUCUUGGAUUAUAGCUGUAUUCAUUUGGAAAGAACCCAGAUAGGCUAGAAGACAGAAAGUCCAACAACUGCCAGAAAAGCAAGUAACUAAGAAAGAAAAUCCACAGACAGUCUUGAAUUUACCUUAUUUAAAUGCAUUUGUUAAAUUUAUUUUGCUAAAUAAAAUGAACUGCUUUUUGUCUCCGAAAUGAUAUCCUUAAUAAAACCUUAACGUUUUGUUGAAAGUGUGUUGAGUUUUCUGCAG
This is a messenger RNA of Trichechus manatus latirostris (Florida manatee), 1390 nucleotides long. It is a transcript of the gene HOPX, whose product is annotated as HOP homeobox. Gene Ontology annotation, cellular component: nucleus. Gene Ontology annotation, biological process: regulation of transcription by RNA polymerase II; cell differentiation. The transcript has 3 exons. Gene Ontology annotation, molecular function: DNA binding. The record is from RefSeq and is a predicted model, not a curated record. Bases 426 to 647 code for a protein of 73 amino acids. Lineage: Eukaryota; Metazoa; Chordata; Mammalia; Sirenia; Trichechidae.